AGCACAAAGUCAUUAUUGUGGGCCUAGACAAUGCAGGGAAGACUACAAUUCUUUACCAGUUUUCAAUGAACGAGGUGGUACACACGUCUCCUACGAUUGGAAGUAAUGUGGAAGAGAUCGUUGUGAACAACACCCACUUCCUGAUGUGGGACAUUGGGGGCCAGGAGUCCCUCAGGUCAUCAUGGAACACAUACUACACAAACACAGAGGAUUUACGAAAGGCAGGACUGUUAGUAUUUGCCAACAAACAAGAUGUGAAAGGCUGCAUGUCUGUGGCUGAGAUCUCCCAGAGCCUCCAGCUAACCUCUGUCAAAGACCACCAGUGGCACAUCCAGGCCUGCUGCGCCCUCACAGGGGAGGGGUUGUGUCAGGGUCUUGAGUGGAUGAUGUCACGGCUGCGUGUGAGAUGAUGACCCUGGUGACUGUUCAGGAGUGCGCCCUGUCGGUCUGAAGACACGAGGACCUGGGUGAGAUCAGACGAUGGGUGGUCCUCUCCAUCAUUUCCUGUGAAUCUGAUGCAGGCAGAGCGCUGACAGGACGUUGUAUUCUUCUGUAAUAAUUUAUUUUACACAAGACUUUUGAUUCUGAACAAAAGAAGACGUUUCGCAGUGGGACGAUGAACAAAGACAGUGUAUUUUCUGCACGGUGUUUCAGCUCAACACAGAGCUGUGGACUUCCUGCACGUGGACUUCCUGUACGUGGACUUCCUGUACGUGGACUUCCUGUACGUGGACUUCCUGCACGUGGACUUCCUGUAUGUGGACUUCCUGCACGUGGACUUCCUGUACGUGGACUUCCUGUACGUGGACUUCCCUGUACGUGGACUUCCUGUACGUGGACUUCCCUGUACGUGGACUUCCUGUACGUGGACUUCCUGUACGUGGACUUCCUGUACGUGGACUUCCUGUACGUGGACUUCCUGUACGUGGACUUCCUG
Messenger RNA from Austrofundulus limnaeus, 937 nucleotides. It is a transcript of the gene arl5a, whose product is annotated as ADP-ribosylation factor-like 5A. Lineage: Eukaryota; Metazoa; Chordata; Actinopteri; Cyprinodontiformes; Rivulidae. The record is from RefSeq and is a predicted model, not a curated record. Gene Ontology annotation, molecular function: GTPase activity; GTP binding.